CACGCGGGUAGAAAAAGAGCACCAGCAAUCUUCAGAGGCCAUCAAGCAAUUAUGGCUACGGGAGUAUCCGAGGAUCAAAAUGGUUCAAGACUUCUACGAUGUCGAGCAGAGCUACCGUGAGGCUCGAGCCCGCAAGCCCAACCAGAAGCAACAGAAGAUUCUCAACUUACUCGAAGAACAACUUCGGAGGAUUCAAAGCCUCUUACUCGAGCAAAAGUACCACAUCCAUGGAUACCAAUUUCCAAAAGGGCUCCUGGUCAAACUCUUCCGGAAUCCCAGCGGUGAAAACUACGGAAAAGAUAUUUUAUCGGCCCUCAAAGAUAUUCUCCUGGCAUCAACACACGGAGACAAAAAUGACAGUCUUAGAGUCAUGAAUUUAUGUCGCAAGUCAGCAUUCUUGGCGAUUAACUUGGUCAUGGAAUACGCAAUCGCCUCAUACGAUGAUCUCAGAUUGAUAUUUAAAGAUGACAAGCUGGCGUAUGCAACCUUGGCUUACCGCUUCCUCUUUUUUGAUCCACAAUCAACAGCUAGUCAACUAGCAUGGAAAAAUGCACAAAUUGCGCUAUUGAAUGAUAGAAAAAUCCUGCUAAAGGCAAGAAUAAGAGGCAGAAAACUUCAAGCAGCAGUGAAAAAAAUGAAACAACUUCGAGAGAUAAGGGAAAAACAAAAAAUGAUUGAAGAAGAAAGGAGGGAGAAAAGACUAAUAAAUGGGGUGCAAAGAAUGUUGUCCAACUCAGGGUAGUCAUUUUAUAGAUAGCAUCACCAGUGGAAGGAAUAACUUUUUUC
Puccinia graminis f. sp. tritici CRL 75-36-700-3 is the source of this 786-nucleotide messenger RNA. RefSeq lists its product as uncharacterized. The record is from RefSeq and is a predicted model, not a curated record. The coding region runs from base 80 to 742 and encodes 220 amino acids. The transcript is spliced from 4 exons. Lineage: Eukaryota; Fungi; Basidiomycota; Pucciniomycetes; Pucciniales; Pucciniaceae.